This is a messenger RNA of Penaeus vannamei (Pacific white shrimp), 1625 nucleotides long. The record is from RefSeq and is a predicted model, not a curated record. Lineage: Eukaryota; Metazoa; Arthropoda; Malacostraca; Decapoda; Penaeidae.
GGCAGCGUAUCGGCCACCACUCAGUCCUCAGCGAGACGUUGGAAGGUGAACACGUGUCUCCAGCCCACCUGGAGAUUUGCCCACUCGCCCUCACUCAGAUUCGGGUUAGCUUGCGUCAACACAUCGUCUGUGCAACACUCGGCCUGGAUCAGCACGAGCGAUUCGGACUGCGCGUUCCUGAAGCUAGCGUUCGACUUUGAGUCCAGCCACAUCCAGUUCCUGAUGGCGUCGCUGCGGUUAACGGUGACGUCGUGGAUCCUCCUGGCAGCGACGGUGUCCGCGGCGCCCCAAGGGCUGGACCCCAACAUGAUCAUUUUCCCCGACGAAAUCAACACAAUCCGAGACAGACUCGCCCUCGAACAGUGCCGUCGAGACCCGAACUGCGCCGCCCCCCAAAACCCGGACUUCAACCUGAGCUGCAGCAGCGGCGGGUCGGCGGCGCAGAAACAUGCUCAGGAACGUGAUCAACCUGCGCUCCGGAGUAGGAACCUGCAACUCCAUGAUCGGGGAGGUGAGGUGGCCGGCGACGGGGGAGUGUGUCAAGCUCCUCACCCAAGGGCCGUGCCCCCCGGGACAGUGGGUUAAGCUCACUCUCUCUACGUUUGACCCCGUGUGCUCGCCGAGGCCGUGCAGCGACCGGGAGGCGCUGAUGGAGGGCUCCUGCCACUCGCUGGCCGACGUCUCCAAGUGCCCGCCCCGCCAGCAGCUGUUCAUCAACGAGGCCGGCGAGGGCGAGUGCGACUGCCUCCCCGGCAUGGUGUUCUUCGAGCAGACCAACACCUGCUACACGCCUUACACCCAGGGGCCGUGCCAGCCGGGACACAUCAUCAGAGUCCUGGACGCGGAUGUGAGCGGCCGCGCCCAGUGCGUGCGCAACGCCUGCCCGUCGGCCAACAUGGUGCCGAUGGACUCGCAGUGCCACAUCCACACCACGAGGAGCGCGGGGAUCUCGUGCUUCAGCAUCAACACCCCCGGCCCCUGCGCAGAGGGCGAGCUCGUCAUUGACAACGUCCUCAACGAGCCCGUCUGCCUCCAGACGGAAACCCACAGCAUCUUCAACCUGCCCAAUACCAAGGCUUGCCCCCGAGGCUCCAUCCGCGACCAGCUGGGCAGGUGCCGCCGCGAUAAGAGCCUGCUGUUCCAGCGGUUGCCCCCCGUGGUGACCAGCCGCCCGGGUCCCCAGCCCAACCACGACGGCCUCUGCCCCCCGGGGUUCGAACUCCUCGGAGGCACGUGCAUUAGAUUAGGUUAAGGCCGCAUCCUCUUCCCCGGCGGCCACCGCGAAGCCAAAGACUGCUGCUGUCGAACGGAGUCCCUUCCACCCUCCCCGGGCAUUCCUCCCUCACGCCCUUCCGUCUUGCCCUGUGUCAACGUUUCCAGUUGCGCCUGUAUAUCAUACAUUCCCAUACAGAGUUAUUCACACGCCUACCGACUGCUUUAGUUAUUCAAGGGUGUUGCAAUGUUUUCUCUGGUCCAAGGGCUCCAUGUGUUGAUGAAUGGACUUUUGUGAUAACUAUACAUGAAGUUUAUUUUCUUGUAUUAUACUUCUAUUAGGUUUACGAUGCAUUUCUUAUUGUUAAUGUAUAUACUGUUUCGAAUUACAAUAAAAUAAUGAUAAAAAUAUC